Molecule: messenger RNA, 5962 nt
Organism: Orussus abietinus
Lineage: Eukaryota; Metazoa; Arthropoda; Insecta; Hymenoptera; Orussidae
Product: serine/arginine repetitive matrix protein 2
Exons: 14
Coding region: 359-3613 (1084 amino acids)
Biological process (GO): positive regulation of transcription by RNA polymerase II
Cellular component (GO): nucleus
Molecular function (GO): transcription factor binding; RNA binding
Source: RefSeq, a predicted model, not a curated record
UUUCACCCUGUCCGGUUUGCGCUCCUAUGCGGUUGUGGCUGAGAGCGCGGGUCGGGUCUGUAUUGUGAGCGUUGUCUCGCGACAACUUAUCCCGGUUUAGUCGCGCGUUAUAUAAGCCGGGGCCACGGGAACGCGGAGACGAUCGUCUCGCGCCGCCACCCGGACCGGCCGACGCGGACGCUCUCGAGGCGACACGCACCGUGGCCGACGCCGAAGGGACGUGGCCGACCGACGCACCGCUGGAUCGCCGAUCUUCCGAAUCGCUUUUUCCUCGCCCCUUUCGUCGACAUAACCUCGACGACUCCUUUUAAGAUCGGUCAGCCAGUAACGACGGGUAGUGCUCAGUAGCGAGAGUGAGAUGGAAGCUGGAUUUUUAAACUUCCACGAUGAGGAACACUUUUCUGAUUUCUCGUUGUCUAUGGAUCAGCAAGGGGAGUUGAUGGAAUUAGUCCACGAUGACUUUGGAUACAUUGAUAAUCGCUUGGAUGUCUCGGCCACCUUGUGGGGCACGGAACAGGAGCUUAACGGCGACAUGGCUGUGCUUCCUGUAUCCGGUGUCGCCUCGGUUAUUCCAAAGAUUGAGAAUAUCAAAGAGGACUUCGCCAAGGUGCUGACAGACUGGCAAGAACACAUUGGUUACCUUCAGGCCUCGGAUAUGGAGGAGGACAUUGACGUUAAGGAUAUGGUGAGCUUGAAUAUGAACAUGCCGGAAAAAAUGUGUACAGACCUGCCAGAGAAUAUCUUUCAAGAUGAACCCGCUACACAUAUCUUAUCACGUACGAUAAAGAAAGAAGAAGAUUUCAACGAAACUACCUACGGUAUCAAACUCGAAUGCCAAUCUGGGUUUGAACAAACUAAAAAGAAAAUAGCUCGUGCUCAUCGUGUCCAAGCCGCCAAACCAUCAUCGGUUAAUCUACAAGAAGAUAAUAAGGAAAGCCUGAAGCAACUUGUACAGGAAGUGGAGCAAGCCCGUGAAGUGAAACAGUUACAAACAAUGCCUGAGAAUAGAAAAGCUCGGAGCAAACCUAGUAACAGUGAAGACAGCGAUCAGAAACCGUUGAAGAAGAGGAAAACUAUUAAGAUUAGUUGUAAGGUAGAAAAGGGAAAGCCUACCAGUUCCGCUGUAACUGUGGAUCGCAAUCCAGUUUUAGAAGCUGGAGAUGUAAAAAGUCUGUUGGAGCAGUUUGAAGCGUCCGAGGCUGCCACGUUAGAAAGUAGACGAGGGACUGUACAAAAAUGCAAGGCAGCUGGCAGCACGGGUCGAGGAUCAGCGACAGCUGUCUCGAAGAAACCUGCUGUAGAAACUCAGGACGACACUUUGCAUCAAAACAUUCGAGAUUCCCUGCCACAGGAGGUCAUCGACAGGAUAAAGGCUUCCGGACGGAAGAAAGUGAUUUCGGUGGUGCCUGCUGUGCUCGGCACAAAAGGGAGUAACAGUCGCAGCAAUGGAACUCGAAUGCAAGAUGCUGGUUCGACUCUGUCAAGGAAUAAGCUCUUGAAGAUCGUGACGAAUGGUUCCAGUACCAGUGGAAGGAUCGAUGGAUCGGUCCAACUCGACCAUGAUUAUUGCAGUAGUGCCAGUUCCAUGUUAAGCACUCCGGAUACCAACAGCGAAUAUGACAGACAGACGAAUGCCAUUGAAAAGGUCUCUUCGAUUAAAGAGGAGACUCCUCGAAGACCAGAAUACUACAUGAUGUGCUCGAAGAAUGCAGACAACGUUCGCGUCACUACGCAGAAGAAUACUGCGAAACAAGGAGAGAGAUGGACCGACAGCAGCUCAAGAAAAGACAGCGGUCUGGAGUCUGGUGAUGUAAGCGAUGCCAGCGAAGAGCAAUCUUCCAGUUCCCAGAGCACAGUCGACUCGAAGAGUGGCACUUCCUCGAUAGACCGUAGCAAAGAAUUGCCGAAGGAGAGUGCUUCGAAGCAGAUUGCUCCGAAGCCUUCAAAUCCCACUACUUCCUCGGUUUCUGGAAACAAGGAAGUUAUUGAAAGUAAACCUGCGAACAAGCCUGUUUAUGAAAUGAAGAUUCGCUCAGCUUUGGCGACCAGCAUUUUACAGCUGCGAAAGGGAGUGCUUACCAAGACAAAACCGGUGGAUGGAAAGGGCCACAAGUUCAAGCAGAUGGUUUCGGUGCUGAAGAAACCACUUCAGCAGUUGCCGAUGGCCACUAGCAAUCCAAAUGAGAGCAUCGUAACGACGACUAAUAGUUUCAACGACCAGGUGCAAAAUAUAAUACAGAAUGUCAGAAUCGAUGAGCCUUCCACUGAGGAGUCGAAGAAACCUGCCCGAAGGAAAUUGAACCUGGCUGAGUAUAGGAGUAGACGAGAGCUGAACCGGAGUGACAGCAGUAGGACCAACUCUCCGGUGCAGCCGAUGUCUUUGAUAUACAUUCACCAUGUGUCGACCACUACUGAACCGAUCAAGGAUGAUCCUGAGAAUCCAAUCUGGUCGGAACGAGAGAUCGUAUCUGUUCUGAAGUCUAAGGCUGAGAUUGAAGAUGAAAAGCUGCGUCCUAAGCCCUCCACUCGAGAAGUCGCCAUUCAGACUAAUGAAACUGUCUUCGAGUGUCCUGUCAGGAUCGACGAAGAAACCAGUGUGGAGGAGAACACCGAACAAAGGGUGAAUCGGCUGAGUGAUAGGAAGCAACGACAGUACAGACCACGUAGAAUCACCACCAGCUCCAGUCGUUCCAGGUCACGAAGCCGGAGCAGCAGAAGUAGAAGUAGAAGUAGAAAUCGAAGCAGGAGCCAGAGCAGAAGUCGAAGCAGGAGUAGGAGCAGGAGUAGAUCCCGCAGGCACAGCAAUACACGUCGUAGGAGAAUGAGUCAUCGUCGCAGUUCCGUCAGCUCGAACAGCAGCUGGUCGUCCCGUUCGCGAUCACACAGAUCUACUUCCAGUUCCAGAUUCAGGUCGUCGAGGUCGCGAUCCGUAUCUUCCAGAUCGGGAUCCAGAUCCUCGUCGCGAUACUCGAGCUGCUCUAGGUCCUCUUCAAGGUCGAAUUUCGGAAGGCGUAAGAGGUCGCGUCAACAGUCGAGGGGAAGCCGCGAACGAAGGAGUUACAGUAGGAACACGAGGCGCUCCUCCGGGAGCGGUUACAGAUACGGAGACUGGAGGAGGUCGCCACCUACGGCUUACAGGAGACCCUACGACACUUGGUACGACAGGGAGAAACAGAGACAAGUCGAGGAGCGAAGAGUCAUUUAUGUUGGUCGCCUCGAUGAGGGAAUCACCAAGGCUGACCUCCGAAGGAGAUUCGAGGUCUUCGGACCCGUCGUCGACAUCAGCGUCCACUUUCGGGAGCAUGGCGACAAUUAUGGCUUUGUCACGUUCGCGUACAAAAACGACGCUUACGAGGCGGUAGAACACGGCAACGACGAUCCUUCCCAACCGAGAUACGACCUCUGCUUCGGUGGACGCCGAGCAUUCUGCAAAGUGAAAUACGCCGACCUCGAUGGGUUGGCGAGCAACUCGCUAGGUGGCAGCAGCAGGGGCAUGCUCAAGGCCGAAGAGGAGAACACUUUCGACUUAUUGUUAAAGGAGGCUCAGGCUAAAUUGCGCAAACGAAAGGCGAGCGCUUUUGCUAACGCCCAGAGGCUUUACGCUAAGGUUUGACGAUUAUCCUGGCGGUAGACCUGGGGGAAGGUCUCGAGAUUUUUCCGGGCUUUCGAACGCUGAGGAUGUUGAAUUCGGCUCGAUUCCCGAUAGCGAUGGAAUUGAGGAGGAUUUGAGGCGAGAAGUUGAAGGCUGACGGAGUCGUAGUUAAAUUAGAUAUCGUCAAUGGUGAUGCGACCCUUUUAGGGCUCGUUAAUUCCUUUCUCGUGUUAACGCGCAUCCUGAUUGCGCGCGUCUACACGCAUACCGUCGUCGAUCCUAGAUACGAAUCCCUAGAUAGGAUUUUUCCAACAUUAACCGUAUGUAUGUUUAUAUUAUGCUCCGACAUGGACAGGGAACGAGGGAGAAAUUACCACAAAAUCGAGAUAUGCGACUAAGUUAAUGUCCUUUUAGUUAGUUCCACGUGCGUGUGUGGCGCUGAUCAGGGUUGGAUAAUUUCCCCCUUUUUUCGCCGUGUAUUACGCAAACCCACGUAGUUUACCGUAGAAAAUCCUAGAAAAACUGUAAAUUACGUUUCCAAUGCGAAGGAUAUAUGUCGCGGGUGUGCGGUAUAUGUGUCCGCUAGGUUAUGAACGUCUUUUUUUUUUUUUUUAGCGCAUGCGUAAAGACGUUACGAUUUUGAAGGGAUAAUUAAUCUGCCGCUUGUCUAAAUUCUAUCGACUUAGCCCGGUUUAAUGUCGCACCUCUAAUUGGAUUUAUUAUUUUCCAUUUAUAUGUAAAGGGUGCAAUAUACUUUGCGCUCGCUUAAAAAACUUGGAUAACGUAUUAUACGUUGUAAUAUACGCGGAGGAAACCGCGUAUAUAGGUCAGUGUAUGAUAUAUGCUGUCAAGAAUGGUGCGACUCUAGAUCCGUAAAUCGUAAUUUUUUUCUUUCUUUCUUUCUUGCGAACAAACGACAGUCAUUGACACUGAAUGGAUGUGCGCUUUCGAGUAUCAUCCAUACAUGUAUGUUUAUGCAUUUUGAUGUGAGAUCGGAGUGAGGGAGAAAAUGGUAAUGUUAAAUUUUUGAGUACGCAGCGGAGGACUUUGGUACUGAAAAGAAAAAUAUUUCUGAAUUUAUUAGUGUACUAAUGAUACGUGGAAUAUAUUCCGUAUGCUUGUAUGAGUAUUAUGUCAAGAGUGGUGCUACUCUAGAUCCAUAAAUCGUUUUUUUUUUUUUCCCUUAUUUUGCGCUCAUGUGAACGUUUCAUUACGGGGAGAAUAUGCGUUUUUGAGGAUAAAUGAGAAAUUAAUAUGGAAUUUACGGGAUAGAAAGGAGUAAGUUAAUACAUUGAACAUGUUCCAUAUGCGUGUAUGGAUAUGCUGUCAAAGAUGACACGACCUGAUUCUUUUUUUUCUUUUUUUUUAUGCUCACGUUCUCACGAGAUUGUCAUUAACAUAUACUCAUUGAUUAGGGUAAGUCGACGGUUUUUCGUCAGGAAUCGUGGCUAAUUUUCCUCGCAUAAUCCGUAUCUUUAUACUUACUCGCCGAAAAGAUACUCGGGACUGUUCGCCUAUACGUACCACGUGUACGUAUAUUAGCGAUUUGGUGCGAAACUCAACCGAGAUUUUUUUUGCAUGCUCCUAUAUGAGACUGACAAACUUGACUGGGUAAAUAAUUGGAAUAUGUUCCACAUACGUGUAUGGAUGUGCUUCGAUGCAAUUAGAUUUUUUGGCAAGGGUGAUUAGGAGAAGAAGAAAAAUAGGAAACUGAGAAAAAGCAGGAAACGACCUCGAUUCCGUAUUUUUGUUUUUUUUUUUUUAAUUUUUUUAUUCACGUGGGAAUAUCUUCCCUUUUUGAGGACUUAGCUAACGAUGUGGCCGACGUUUUAUCUCACUGAGAUUUUGAUUCUUAUGCGACUUAACACUGAACAGGAGGGAUAUCUUUGAGGGAAGGUUUAUUAUCCACCUUGAGAAUAAUAAGGAAGUAAUUUAUUUAGGUCUUUAUUACGCUUAAAUAUUGCGUUACUGAUUGUACUGAGUUUUGGGCACGCAGACUCUUUCCUGUUCGAUGGGAGUUUUAGAGUGUAUUCCGGAGUAGUUUGAGCAGAAAGUGGGAAAAAGUGAUUACGAGGCAAUGGCUGCGGAGCCUGAAUGUAUUUUCUUGAUUUAUCAGAGACACGAUGCAAUGUCUUCGGUGGGUGGCAAUUUUGAAAAGUGGUGCGAAGGGGUUACGAAGGAAUCACAGUUGCUUCGAUGAGGAUUACUGCGAUUAAUAUGUGGCAGAGCUAAUUUUCAUUUUCAGGCAGUACCCUGGUUGGAUUCAUCGAUUCUCUUCGCAUGGGAAUCAAGAUUGAGGAGAAAAGUUGAAAGAAAGAGGGGGAAAAUUCGAGCGUUUCGAUGUCAUUUCGGUUAUUCGAGUAAUUAACA